Peronospora matthiolae is the source of this 525-nucleotide messenger RNA. The record is from the annotation of a GenBank genome assembly. Lineage: Eukaryota; Oomycota; Peronosporomycetes; Peronosporales; Peronosporaceae.
AUGAGCUUAAGAAGCAAUCAGUUGUCUGGCGUGAAGCUCGAACACCCGUCCAUUGCUCCACCAGCUUGGUCCAAAACGCGACGGCGUAUGGGCAGUCCCAGAACAAGUGCGCCAUUGUCUCCACUUCUCCCCAACAGCCCGGUUGCUUACGACCGGUAUUGUCCACACGUCGCCCUGCAUGAUGCAAAUGGAGUUGCCUCAACGCGGUGCGAUAUCCCGUCCAGACUUGAUAAGCCGUUAGGCCCUGACUAUGGUCCCAAACCUGCUUUGGGGUUCGACAUAGCGCUGCGCGAUGCCAUUCGUCCCGCCCCGCCCGUUCGUCCAGCCGGUCCAAGAACGUCCCCAAUGGGCGAGCCAAUAUUUUUUGUGGCUUCGAAAGGCUCGACGUGUGAGCGCCGCUCGGAUGACCCUAUUCGGUGUUUUGUCUGGGACAUCCCAAGGAAACCUGUGAAGCUGAGGGUGUGCUGCGAAAACAAGGCCGCGUUGCCGCAGUUCUUGAAUGAGCCCUUGCUGUUCGACUUCUGA